AUGGGGACUCAAUAUGAGCAAACGCUAAACCUCCUAAGUAGGGAAAUCAAGAAAGAUCACAAAGCGAUAAGAAACAGGCUCCAAAGUAUCCUGCUUGACAAUCGAUUUCUUAAAGAACAGGUUUUAACGGUUUUUCCCGAUUUCCCGGUAGUGCCCAAUGAAAGAUGUGGUCUUUGGUAUUGUGAACCGGGCAUCUUCAAUCAAACAAGCUAUUUCAAGUCUACAGAUGGUCAUACCAACCAGUGCGAUUUUAGUGUUCGACGCUUAAAUCUGCACUUACUCCCGACGCUAGCAACCUACGGUGGGAUCGUUGUAGUGGAUAGCACCAGACGAGGCAAAAAAUUACCUGACGCUUUGAGCAAAACCGUUCCAAUUUGGUGUGCAGUUCUUAACACUUUGAUGCUGGAGCAUUUGGGAAGAACUGACGAAGAAGUGCUCUUUUGCCCGCCGGGCACGGUUUCUAAGCAAGAAUAUGCUCAAAUCAAGGCAAAACUGCCAGGUUUGGUUUUUAAGCUUAAGGAAGUUGAUGCCAUCUCCGGUGAAGAGCUUGUCGAGGUAUUAGGUGGUAAAAUUCUCCGUCCUUUAUGGGUCUACCCUGGAUCAUCUUUAUUAACGUCUCAACGAGAUCUUUUCACCGGAGAGCUCAUCACUGCUAAAUGGGAGAGCCCUGAGGCCGAAAAAAUUCUCCCUGUUGUGCUGUGUGCGGUUAGCUACCAAUGUCAAGAUGGUGUCGACAACAGACACGGAUUCACUUACGUGCAAGGUGCAGCUGACGAUCACGAGCUGUGGGCCAACGGUCUCACAGCUGAGUUGCUUUGGGAAAACGUUACUACUCUGGGCGAUCCAGCGCUCAACAACCAAGUGAUUCAGGCCUUAAUAUCAGCACAGAUAGAGCACAGUAAGAGACAGACCAGUGCUGGUGACACGCUUGACAAGCUGAUCAAUAUCGAUAUUCUAACACCGGAGCUACAUCUAGGAAAGAUAGUGGAGCCCUUGAAACUAACGAGCAGCUUACAAGACCAACUACGCAAUGCAUAUUCUUACGUUUUGGUUCUUAGUGAGAACGCAGAAAUUGCGACAGAAAACACCGAUCCUGCCGCGGGCGAAAACACAACCAUUGAAAUUAUCAAUCUUUCAAGUGGCUCUAAGAAAAGCUCCAAGAAUUUGCGAACAGCCCUGAUAACAAUCUGCCCCUCGGUAGAAGCUCAUCUACAACACUCGCUUCCCAUUUUGAUCUGCUGUAGCGAUGGUAAAGACAUGUCAGUGUGCGUAUUGUUGAGUGUGCUUUGCCGAAACUAUAAUGUCGAAAACUGGAGGCUGGAGCAGCCAGAAAACAUAAACAAAACAAUUAUCAAGAAGCAUCUGUCGAAAAUGAUAACAAAGCUGAAUGGUAGAAACAUUAAUCCACCAAGAGCUUCCUUAAACAGCGUCAAUGCCUAUUUGAUGUGA
Molecule: messenger RNA, 1449 nt
Organism: Lachancea meyersii CBS 8951
Lineage: Eukaryota; Fungi; Ascomycota; Saccharomycetes; Saccharomycetales; Saccharomycetaceae
Source: the annotation of a GenBank genome assembly